CUCAAAUUUUCCUCUGGUUAACGUUUUUAUUUUGUUGUAGGCUUGUAGCAAUUACAUUCGGAAGAUUUUGCAUGCUUUUCCUGAAACUGGAAGCUUGACAUGGCAGGAAAACCAUCAAAUACCCUCCUAACAAUGACAGACGAGGAGCCGGAUAGAAUUAGUUGUUUACCGGGUGAUGUAAUAGACCGAAUUUUGUUACGCUUGCCUAUUAGGGACGCUGUGAGAACAAGUGUUUUAUCCAACAAAUGGAGGUACAAAUGGGCCACAAUGCCAAAUCUUGUAUUUAAUAAACAACGUGUCUCUGCAACAGCCCCUUUUGUUAUCGGAGGAAAGCUUUUGGCAAUUAUUGAUCAUGUACUUUUACUUUAUUCCGGGCCAAUCAACAAGUUCAAGCUCUCUGAUUGUGGUGUGAUCAGUGUGACUGCUCUUGACAGGUGGAUUUUUCAUCUAACCAGGAGGUCUAUCAAAGAUCUUGUGCUGGGAAUCUCAAAAGGACAAUCAUAUAAGAUACCUUGGUGCUUAUUUUCUUGUCAAAGCUUACUUCAUCUAAGUUUAUCUUAUUGUUUGCUUAAACCUCCAUCGACGAUUGAAGGCUUUAAGAACUUGAAAAGUCUUAAGUUGGAUCACAUUACUAUGUCUCAAGAUGAUUUUGAGAUUUUGAUAUCUGGUUGCCCUCUGCUUGAAAGAUUGAUAUUGAUUGAAUUUGAUGGUUUCACAAAAAUAAACAUUCACGCACCAAAUCUCAAGGUUCUAGCUAUCGUAGGUAAAUUUGUGGAUAUUAGGUUUGAAAAAACUUCCCAAUUAGCUAAAGUAUGUGUUCGUUUGAGUUUGUAUUUGAACUCUGAAAGUAAUCAAAGUAGAUUACAUGGAAGCUCCAGCAACCUGCUCAAUUUUUUUGCUCAUAUGCAACACGUCUACGAGUUGAUUAUUACUGGCGAAUUUUUAAAGCUGCAGGUGUUGUUCCAGUAAAGCUUCCUACACCUUGUAUUAAUCUAACAUAUCUUUGGUUUAGUAUAAACUUCUAUGACUUUAAGGAAAUUUCAACUGCUCUAUGUGUGUUCAGAAGCUCGCCUAAUCUUAAAAAACUAGAAAUAAUUGCAGCACAGGAGGAGAAUACGGUCGUUUUAGCACCUGCCUCCUAUUGUUGGGAAAAUGUCUUUUUGGAGCCAUCCAUACCCAUCCAAGUGUGACAUGUGUGUAUUGAAGGCAUCUCUGGUAUGAAAGCUGAAUUAGAUUUUUUGAGAUUUCUACUUCUCUAUUCGCCUAUGCUAGAAAAGAUGGAAGUGAAGCCUGAUUUGAACGUCGGAUCUAAGUUGAUGUCAGAACUGCUGCGAUUCAAGAGAGCCUCCGCACAAGCUGAAGUUGUUUACCUUGGGGAAGUCUCUUCAUGAUGUUUUUUAUUCAACUCUUAAAUGUAUAUUGCCAUUUUGUUUCUUUUUCAUGAUCCAACAAUGGUCACCAUCCACAACUUCAGUUUGGUUAUGUCAGUUUCCAAGGUUCAAAUUCUAAACCUAAUGCUUAAAACUGCUUCGGUAUUGUUUACCUCA
Molecule: messenger RNA, 1547 nt
Organism: Medicago truncatula (barrel medic)
Lineage: Eukaryota; Viridiplantae; Streptophyta; Magnoliopsida; Fabales; Fabaceae
Product: F-box/FBD/LRR-repeat protein At1g13570
Exons: 4
Coding region: 100-969 (289 amino acids)
Molecular function (GO): protein binding
Source: RefSeq, a predicted model, not a curated record